AUGCCAGACUUGGUUGUUGGCAUCGACUUUGGCCAGACAUGCACAGGCGUGGCCUAUGCCGUCCCAAGCCAGACAGGUAACAACGUCCGCUGGGUCCAACACUGGCCCGGACGCUUUCAAGCAAACGAAAACAAAGUCCCCACGAUCCUUGUAUAUCCACAUCGUCAGAAAGAGCCGUCGUCAUGGGGCUUCGGUUGCGACAACCAGGUCGAAUCCAACGCCAAUUACGGCGUGACUUGCGACUGGUUCAAGACGCUUUUGGACCCGAUGAAUUUGGAGGCGGCGCAAAAGCAAGGAUUCCAUGAUACCACCACGCAUGAGGAUGUUCGGCAUUGGUAUCGUGACUACUUCUCCAGGCUGUACAGUCAUAUUGAGCAGGAACUUCCGCGGGCGCUCGUGAACUUCGAGUGGGCGGCCGCGAAGAUUGAGUUUUUAUUUAGUAUGCCAACGACAUGGAACCAUGGCCUGGUGGAAGACUUUCGCGAUCUCGUUCAUGAAGCUGGAUUCGGUGGGCCAGAUAAUCCAAGCCAUGCUGUGAUCAUGAGCUUGACUGAGGCAGAGGCGGCCGCGGUGCAUGUCUCAACGGAGAGCGCCGACAGCUUCAGAAAAGGCGACAUUCUAGUCGUCUGCGACGCCGGAGGUGGAACAACCGACCUGUGCGCCCUGGAAGUCAUCGAAGAUAUGACCGGGUCCUCGCAGGGAAAGCAGCUGAAGCAGGUGGAUGUUGUAGGCGGGGAGAACAUUGGCUCCGUUGGGAUUGAUCUCGGGUUCGAACGAAGGCUCCAGACAAAACUCCAAGAGGCUGAUAACUUGAAGAAGCUCGACAUUGACAUCGAACAGGCGGCAUGGGAGAUGGCGAAAGGGCCAGACUUCCAAAACGCCAAGUGCGGACAUGGUGCUCCGUACGAGCCUCCCCGAUUUGCUGUACCGAUUCGCAAGCUCCCUGAGCAUUACCGAAACGAAGAAGCAGGAAUCACGUCCGGACAGAUGCUAUUCGACAAAAACGAGCUACGACUCCAGUUCGAUGUGCAGAUUGAAAAGCUCUUUCGACUGAUCGACCGACAGAUAAGCAGUGUAGUGGCGAAGCUGCCAGAUCAGCAACGCAUUAGCCAUCUUGUCCUCUCCGGCGGUCUUGGACGAUCUUCGUACGUUCAGCAGAGACUCAUUGAGCAUUAUCGCAACGGCUCUGUCAAGUAUGCCAACACACAAGCCAUGGAAGUCCGAGUAGCUCCCGACCCGCAGCUUGCGGUCUGCAAAGGUAUUGUUGCCGAUCGUCUCCGCAAGCUCAAGGCCGGCCACAGUGUAUUGGGCUGGAGAUGCUGCCGUGCAUCCUAUGGUGUUAUUUGCCGAGAACUGUACGAUAAGCAGAAACAUGUCGGCCGGCCGACUUACGUGGAUGUGCAGGACAGCAAGCUAUAUGUCGAUAAUUGCGUCGAGUGGUUCAUUACCAAAGGUACACCAAUGUCGGUAGACCAGCCGGUGAGCCGAGAGUUCUUCCGCAAACUCAAACCCGGUCUUAGCGGUCGGAGAUUUCCAACAAGAAUUGCGGUCUCGUACAUGGACAGAUCGGUUUUACCAGACUACGUCGAACCCGGCGUGGAGAAGUUGUGCGAAGUAGAAGCCGACUUGACCUUUGCAGAUGAGAAGAACUUCAAAGACAAGUAUAAGCGUUUCUGGCGGCCGGGUGAGCAUGUCCUCGAAGUGCGCUUCACUGUCAAAGUCGUCCUGGGUGCCGCAGAUGUCAACUUCCAGCUUUGGUUCGAGAACCAGAAGGUCAGUGCAGACAGCUCGAUCAAAGUCGAUUGGUUUCCGGUAACGAAUCCGCCUAUUCCGACAGUCGAAACACCUGUGCCGAGUCCGCGGCAUGAAGACCCAAGAAGAUCGUCAAAGGACAGGAUGAAGCUGCCCUUCAUUAAACGGUACUUUAGUGGCGGCUAA
Messenger RNA from Zasmidium cellare ATCC 36951, 1938 nucleotides. RefSeq lists its product as uncharacterized. The coding region runs from base 1 to 1938 and encodes 645 amino acids. NCBI's taxonomy places the organism in Eukaryota, Fungi, Ascomycota, Dothideomycetes, Mycosphaerellales, Mycosphaerellaceae. The record is from RefSeq and is a predicted model, not a curated record. The transcript has 4 exons.